Suncus etruscus (white-toothed pygmy shrew) is the source of this 2683-nucleotide messenger RNA. RefSeq names its product sterol carrier protein 2 (gene SCP2). Gene Ontology annotation, molecular function: acyltransferase activity, transferring groups other than amino-acyl groups. The record is from RefSeq and is a predicted model, not a curated record. The coding region runs from base 108 to 1748 and encodes 546 amino acids. Lineage: Eukaryota; Metazoa; Chordata; Mammalia; Eulipotyphla; Soricidae. The transcript has 16 exons.
CGCCCCCAGUCGUCUUUAGUCCCGGGACAGGGCCGCAGCCAGUCUGUCGGCCUUUGUGCUCGCGGCGGUUGUGUCUGCGUCCCUGCUCUGCGAGCCAUAGCCGAGCCAUGCCUUCUGCAGCCUUCAUGCCGACGCCUCAGCCCCAGCACCGGGUGUUCGUGGUGGGGGUUGGGAUGACCAAGUUCUUGAAACCUGGAAAUGAGAAUUCACCAGACUACCCUGACUUGGCAAAAGAAGCAGGUCUGAAGGCUUUAAGUGAUGCACAGAUCCCUUAUUCAGCGGUGGAACAGGCAUGUGUUGGCUAUGUUUAUGGUGACUCCACCUGUGGGCAGCGGGCUAUCUACCACAGUCUGGGCCUCACUGGAAUUCCUAUAGUCAAUGUCAAUAAUAACUGUGCUACUGGUUCCACUGCCUUGUUUAUGGCCCGGCAGCUGAUUCAGGGUGGUGUAGCCAAUUGUGUCUUGGCUCUUGGAUUUGAGAAGAUGAGUAAAGGAUCGCUUUCAGCUGGUUCUACAGAUAAGACUAAUCCAUUGGAUAAACACCUUGAAGUCAUGAUCAAUAAAUAUGGAUUAUCUGCAAAACCAAUUGCUCCUCAGAUGUUUGGGAAUGCUGGAAAAGAACACAUGAAAAAAUAUGGAACAAAAGAAGAACAUUUUGCAAAAAUUGGAUGGAAAAAUCAUAAACAUUCAGUUAACAAUCCGUAUUCCCAGUUCCAAAAGGAAUACAGUUUAGAUGAAGUGAUGGGAUCUCGGCAAGUUUUUGGUUUUUUGACUGUCUUACAGUGUUGUCCCACUUCAGAUGGUGCUGCAGCAGCAAUUUUGGCUAGUGAAGAAUUUGUAAAGAAACACGGUUUGCAACACAAAGCAGUGGAAAUUUUGGCACAAGAGAUGGUGACUGAUUUUCCAAGUUCAUUUGAAGAGAAAAGUGUUAUUAAAGCGGUUGGCUAUGACAUGAGUAAAGAAGCUGCGAGAAAGUGUUAUGAGAAAACUGGUCUAAGGCCAACUGACGUUGAUGUAAUAGAACUUCAUGAUUGCUUUUCUGCCAAUGAACUCUUUACUUAUGAAGCACUGGGACUCUGUCCAGAAGGACAAGGUGGAAAACUUGUUGAUAGAGGAGAUACUACCUAUGGAGGAAAGUGGGUAGUAAAUCCCAGUGGUGGACUGAUUUCUAAGGGACACCCAUUGGGAGCUACAGGUCUGGCGCAGUGUGCCGAACUCUGCUGGCAGCUGCGGGGCGAAGCCGGAAAGAGGCAAGUGCCCGGCGCCAAGGUGGGUCUGCAGCACAACCUCGGCCUCGGAGGAGCCGUCGUCGUCACGGUCUACAAGAUGGGAUUUCCCGAGGCUGCCAGAGCUUACCAAAUUGAGGCUGCUCCAACUGGCUCUGCAGUUGAUGGAUUUAAGGCAAAUCUGAUCUUUAAGGAGAUUGAGAAAAAGCUUGAAGAGGAAGGGGAGCAGUUUGUGAAGAAAAUUGGUGGUGUUUUUGCCUUCAAAGUGAAGAAUGGCCCUAAUGGGAAAGAAGCCACAUGGGUAGUGGAUGUGAAGAACGGCAAAGGAUCUGUGCUCCCUAACUCAGACCAGAAGGCCGACUGCACUAUCACGAUGGAGGACUCAGACUUGCUGGCUUUGAUGACUGGGAAAAUGAACCCUCAGUCGGCCUUUUUUCAAGGCAAAUUGAAAAUCACAGGCAACAUGGGCAUGGCGAUGAAGUUGCAGACCCUUCAGCUGCAGCCGGGCAAAGCGAAGCUGUGAAGAACUAAUUCCCUCUUGGGCUGGUUUGAAAAUCAAGAUGAGCUCUAUAGAUUAUCUCUCCCUCUAGUUCACUGUUGGAAUUUAGACUGAAACUACACAUUGGCAAAUAGCAUUGAGAUGUGUUUUUGAAUGGGUGUGUCCAAUCUUGUUUUUCAUAACUCUGGGUGAAGUGAGCCUUGAAUGGUAUACUGCUGCUAUGCUGAAUUGCAUACAACCGUGCAUUGCGAAGUUAAAUAUGGUAAUUAUGGUUUGGGGUAAAAUUGAAUUUCAGAAUAAAAUUAGGAACAGCAAAAUCCAAAAACUAUGUAAACAAAAGCUCUCAUUUUGCUUAUAAAGUAUUUCUAAGGAUUAUUCUGCUGAAGAUUCAAUUACAAGUUUUCCUUGGGAGAACUAAGAAAGUGUAUAAUACCAGUCUUUAGCCAUAACUUAGUGUUGUACACUUAAUACCUUAUACUAUUUUUCAUUAAAAGUUCUGUACUGGGAUCUUUUUUAAGGAGAAACCCCCCCACAGAUUUUUGCAUUUCAUGCCAACAGAAACGAUAUUUUCUUCCCAAAUCAAAAUAAAGGAAAUAUGAUCAGAGCAUGAGGGGAAGAAAUCUAUAGUUGAACACAGGCCUAUUUUUAAAAUAAAAGUAUUUUUAAAUGGAUUUCCUUCUUGAAAAAAAAAAAUCAAUGUAUUCAAAUGAUAAAAUGCUGUCAUUAAAACUUAAAUACUUUGCUUUGAGAUGCACGGUUUCAAAUGAUAAAAUAUUAAUUCAAUUAAAUUUGUAAAGUUCUUGGUCCUUUAUUUAAUUUUUUUCUCAUAUAAGUUUAAUUAUUUACAUUUAAUUUUCCCUUCUAGUUUUUCUAAUGCUAAUGUAUUUCUUAUAAUUCAGGAAGAUAAAAUAACGCUUUUCAAAGAAUGUUUAAUAGAAAAUUAAAAUAGCUCUUCCUUA